GAACCAUGGAUGCAAGUGUUCGAAGCCUCUCCCUCGCCCUGCUCUUCGCUGUUGCCGCGAUACAUUAUGCUCAAGCUCAAGGCCGUGUCAUCUGCUACUACAGUAGCUGGGCGGUUUACCGACCGACUGACGGCAGAUUCACCAUUUCCGACCUCGACCCUUUCCUGUGCAACCACCUCAUCUACGCUUUCAUCGGUCUUCAGCCUGACGGACAAAUCCGAAUUAUGGACCAGUACAACGACAUCGAUUUAGGGGGCUACACGAAUUUCAAUGCACUCCGCCAGGUGAACCCUGAGCUGAAAACUCUGGUCGCCAUCGGUGGUUGGUAUGAAGAGUCCAAGAACUUUUCCAUAGUUUGCCGCGACCCUGCUUUGCGCGCCACCUUCGUCAACAAUCUAUUCGGCUUUGUCCAACAAUGGGGAUUCAGUGGCGCGGACAUCGACUGGGAGUACCCUACGGACAGGGGUGGAGCACCGGAGGACAAAGAGAACUUUUCGUUACUCAUCGAAGAGCUGAAAGCCCUCUUCGCACCUGCUGGACUCCUUUUGGGCGCCGCAGUCUCUGCCAACGUGCACAAUGCACCGAAUUAUUAUGACAUUCCGAGAAUUGCAGCGUCCUUGGAUUUCAUCAAUUUGAUGACAUACGACUACCAUGGGCCUUGGGACCCGGUCACUGGCUUCAAUGCACCUUUGUACGCAGGGCCAGCAGACCCUGAUCCAACCUUCAACGUAGAUGCAAGUGUGCAGAUGUGGCUGAGCUACGGCAUCGACCGGUCAAAAGUGGUUAUGGGAACGGCCACGUACGGCCGGACCUUCACCCUGGCUGACCCUGGAAACACUGGAGUCGGUGCUCCUGCAGUUGGGGCUGGGGUCGGUGGUCCUUGGACCAACGAACCUGGAUCUUUUUCAUACAUGGAGGUCUGCACGAGGCAGCUCUGGGAAGGUGGAUGGGGUCUGGAGUGGUACGAUCCUGCAAAGUCAGCCUACACUUUCAAGGGGGACCAGUGGAUCGGCUAUGACUACAUCCCAGCCAUCCAGGAGAAGGGUCGUUACGCUCGAAAUCAGGGCUUGGGUGGGGUUCUCGUGUAUGCUAUUGACUUUGAUGACUUUAGAGGUUUCUGCAACGAAGGAGUUAAUCCAAUUAUUACUAAUUUGAAGAGCGCCUUCUUCAAUGGAUAGAAUGGUUUCUUAAGGCUGAUAAAUACUUUUAAAAUUAAAACUUUAAUAUUGUUUUUUAAUAUUUAAAUAGCUUAAUGUUAGCGAAAAUUCUAGUACGAAAGUGUUAAAAUAAACUACACAAAAUGAUAAUAAUAAUAAUCACUUGCCUCUAUCCUGAGAAUGAUGUAAAAUUUAAAUAAAACUAUUUAGUUCGAAAAGCUGA
Molecule: messenger RNA, 1380 nt
Organism: Cloeon dipterum
Lineage: Eukaryota; Metazoa; Arthropoda; Insecta; Ephemeroptera; Baetidae
Product: chitotriosidase-1-like
Exons: 6
Coding region: 6-1178 (390 amino acids)
Biological process (GO): chitin catabolic process; carbohydrate metabolic process
Cellular component (GO): extracellular region
Molecular function (GO): chitin binding; chitinase activity
Source: RefSeq, a predicted model, not a curated record